UAGUAGUUGGUGUUAUUAUUAGCCGAUAGAUCCAUUAAUUGGUUGAACAGUAAGUGCUUGAUUUCUAGGGUUUUCAAUCGUUUCCCCAAAUCCUCAUUCAAAAAAAAGAGAAGAGAAGAAAAUGAACGAAUUUGCACUAAUCCACAAACGCGAAGCCGAUUCAGAAAACAAAGAUGAAAUUUCUGCAUCGAAAAAGUCAAGGGUUGAAUCUUCGGAAGAGAAUGCUUCAAAGGAAGUAACUUUUUUCCGCAUUGAAGCUGAUGCAGCUGAAGAUAAAGGAUUGAGACAUACAAUGGAGGAUGAAUGGGUUGUGCUUCUCAAUGCAGCUCUAGAUUACCCUGGAAAUUUGAGAUGUGCUCACUUUGCAAUUUAUGAUGGACACGGGGGCCGGUUAGCUGCAGAAUAUGCUCAAAAGCAUUUGCAUGGAAAUGUUCUUGCAGCAGGAUUACCACGUGAGUUGUUGGAUGUAAAGACCGCUAAAAGAUCUAUACUUGAUGGUUUUCGUAAAACUGAUGAGUCUCUUCUUCAAGAAAGUGCUGAAGGAGGAUGGCAGGAUGGUGCUACAGCCGUAUGUGUUUGGGUAUUGGGACAAAAAGUUUUUGUUGCAAAUGUCGGAGAUGCCAAAGCAGUUUUAGCUCGGUCAACUAUAUCUGAUGGAUCCCAAGAUAACUCAAAUGGAGUCCCUGCUCUCAAGGCCAUUGUUUUGACCAGAGAACACAAACCUAUAUUCCCACAGGAGCGUACACGCAUUCAGAAGGCUGGUGGUAUUGUGAGCUCAAAUGGACGAUUACAAGGACGACUAGAAGUCUAUAGGGCUUUUGGAGAUCGCCAGUUCAAAAAGGUGGGUCUUGUUGCAACCCCAGAUAUCCACUCCUUCGACCUAACUGAUAGAGAUAAUUUCAUCAUUCUAGGUUGUGAUGGCUUGUGGGGGGUAUUUGGUCCUAGUGAUGCUGUUGAUUUUGUUCAGAAGUUAUUGAAUGAGGGACUGCCUGUAACAACUGUGAGCCGCCGUCUUGUAAAGGAAGCUGUCCGUGAGCGUCGCUGCAAAGAUAACUGCUCUGCAAUUGUCAUCGCAUUCAAGCGAAAUUAAACUAUCUCUAUGUGUUAUACUAGCUGAGUUACUAAUAGAAUUGAAAUAUGUUUGCUGCUUCUGUAAGCAAUGCAUGAAUUUUUUAUUUCCUAUCACUGCAAACAAGUGUGGCACUGAAGGGAUAGCAAAGUUGUUUGAUUAUAUAUGGCACUAGUGCUUGCAUGAUUGUUGUAAUUGUAGUGUACAUGUUGAUGCUGAAGCAGUAGAAGAUUAUUAUUGUGAUAUAUGAUGAACCAGAGGAUUGCAGUGAUCCAUAAUGCAAUUUUAGUUUCAGUAUA
Messenger RNA from Cicer arietinum (chickpea), 1368 nucleotides. RefSeq names its product probable protein phosphatase 2C 8. The record is from RefSeq and is a predicted model, not a curated record. NCBI's taxonomy places the organism in Eukaryota, Viridiplantae, Streptophyta, Magnoliopsida, Fabales, Fabaceae. Gene Ontology annotation, biological process: protein dephosphorylation. Gene Ontology annotation, molecular function: protein serine/threonine phosphatase activity.